AUGUCGACCAUGCCAGCUCAACAUGGCCACUCCGAGGCAUGCUGCAACAUUCCCCCCGUAGUGUCCAAGGGCUACACCGCGAAGGGCGCAUACGAGGAUCUCGGAGGUUUCAAAUCUUAUGUCACCGGCCCUAAGGAAGCCACCAAAGGCAUAAUCACCAUCUUCGACAUCUUCGGCUUCUACCCGCAGACCCUACAAGGCGCCGACAUCCUCGCGACCGCGGACCACUCGCAGCAGUACAAGGUCUUCAUCCCGGACUGGUUCAACGACGAGCCCGCGCCCCUCUCGUGGUUCCCGCCCGACACCGAGGAGAAGCAGAAGAACCUCGGCGCUUUCUUCCAGAAGAACUCGCCGCCUAGCGUCGCCGCCAAGGUCCCGGACUACGUCAAUGCCGUCUCGGCCAAGUACCCCGAGAUUAAGAGCUGGGCCAUUCUUGGGUUCUGCUGGGGAGGCAAAGUUGUAUCUCUCGUAACCUCUAAGCCCGACACCGUCUUCAAGGCGGGCGUGGAGGCGCAUCCGGCGAUGGUCGACCCCACCGAUGCCGAGAACAUUAAGGUGCCUCUGGCGCUACUCGCAUCCAAGGACGAGCCUCCCGAGGACGUCAAGAAAUUCGAGCAGAAUCUCAAGGGCCCCAAGCACGUCGAAACCUUUGGCGACCAGAUCCACGGAUGGAUGGCAGCCCGCUCUGAUCUUGAGGACGAGCGUGUCAAGGCCGAGUACACGCGAGGCUACGAGACUGUACUAAAGUUCUUGUCUAAGCAUGUGUGA
Daldinia childiae is the source of this 768-nucleotide messenger RNA. Its product is annotated as putative AIM2 family protein C30D10.14. The record is from RefSeq and is a predicted model, not a curated record. Lineage: Eukaryota; Fungi; Ascomycota; Sordariomycetes; Xylariales; Hypoxylaceae. The transcript is spliced from 3 exons. The coding region runs from base 1 to 768 and encodes 255 amino acids. Gene Ontology annotation, molecular function: hydrolase activity.